Molecule: messenger RNA, 1495 nt
Organism: Hirundo rustica (Barn swallow)
Lineage: Eukaryota; Metazoa; Chordata; Aves; Passeriformes; Hirundinidae
Gene: DUSP12
Product: dual specificity phosphatase 12
Exons: 6
Coding region: 1-930 (309 amino acids)
Biological process (GO): protein dephosphorylation
Cellular component (GO): nucleus
Molecular function (GO): protein tyrosine/serine/threonine phosphatase activity
Source: RefSeq, a predicted model, not a curated record
AUGGUGCCGGUGCUGGCGGGGCUCUACGUGGGCGGCGCGGAGUCGUGCUCGUCCCCGGAGGCGCUGUCGGCGGCGGGGGUGGUGGCGGUGCUGACGGUGGACGCGGAGGAGCCGCCGGCCGUGCCGGGGGUGCGGGCCAUGCACGUCCGGGCGCUGGACGAGCCCGGCGCGGACCUGCUGAGCCGCCUGGAUGAGUGCGCGGCGUUCCUGGGCGCGGCCCGGGCGGGCGGCGGCGCCGCGCUCGUCCGCUGCCACGCCGGGGUGAGCCGCAGCGUGGCCGUGGUCGCCGCUUACCUGAUGAAGACGCAGGGGCUGGGCUGGGAGGAGGCGCUCGCCGCCGUCAGGGCCGCCAAGCCGGACGCGCAGGUGAACCCGGGCUUCCAGCGGCAGCUGAGGCUCUACGAGGCGAUGGGCUGCGCCGUGGACACCGGCAGCGUCCUCUACAAGCGGUAUCGGCUGGAGAUGCUCAGCGAGAGGUUGUCCGACCCUCAAGACUUGCCCCGAGAAGUCUUUGCAGUUGAUCCUACCACUGUAUGUCAAGCUGUGAACACAGAGGUUCUCUACAGAUGCAGGAAAUGCAGACGCGCUCUGUUCCGUAGCUCCAGCAUUUUGUCGCACACGGAAGGAAUCGGACCGACAGCCUUUGGCCACAAGAGGGUAACAGACUCUGCACGGCUUUCUGGGAAUGGCCAGGAAAAGUGUACCUCCUACUUCAUCGAGCCCGUGCAGUGGAUGGAGGCAGCAUUGCUUGGAGUAAUGGAAGGACAGCUUCUGUGUCCCAAAUGCACAUCGAAGCUGGGCUCCUUCAGCUGGAGGGGGGACCAGUGCUCCUGUGGCCGCUGGGUGACGCCGGCCUUCCAGAUCCACAAAAGUCGAGUGGAUGAAGUGAGGACACUGCCAGUUGUUAACUUCCAAACUGCCAAAACCUGAACUCAUCACGGCACUUGAUGGAUUUCUUAACAUCUGCCAAGAACUACUAGAUCACGGUUGCUAGGAAAUGAGCUUAUGACUUCCACCCCUUUGUGAGGCGGCAGAAUUACUUGAACACCUGCAGCUUGCUGUAUCUCUUAAUAUAUUCUAUGAAAUAUCAGAACACUUUCUUCAAAGAGGUGUUACGAAGUGGUCAAAUCUACAAAAUGGGCCAAAUGUGAUGUUUUUAGUGUACUCUUCAUUUAUGUGUUGCUGUUUACAGAAGGUCUCAACUCCUUAUUCAAAAGGAGGUGCUGUGGCCAGCAGUGCUGCUCAGCUUCUAAGCCAAAGUGCCAAGUGCCCUAAAAUGGUACAAUUACGGUUGUUUUGCAUGCGUGGCAGCAAAAGGCAAACUUACAGUUACACUUCUAUUGUACUAAAAGGAAUCCUAAAAAUACCUGCCCUGAGUACUUACUACUUUGUAACUCUUUCAUGUAAUGUGUGAGGAGGUUGUGCAAGCUGUAAGAGAAUGGGAGAACUGAAGUAAACAGUCCAUGCCAAAUUACCUCUUACAGUUUUAAAGAAA